Molecule: messenger RNA, 1772 nt
Organism: Hyalella azteca
Lineage: Eukaryota; Metazoa; Arthropoda; Malacostraca; Amphipoda; Hyalellidae
Product: perlucin-like protein
Exons: 5
Coding region: 53-652 (199 amino acids)
Biological process (GO): biological process involved in interspecies interaction between organisms
Cellular component (GO): external side of plasma membrane
Molecular function (GO): carbohydrate binding
Source: RefSeq, a predicted model, not a curated record
UUACUCCACCAGAGACGGCGUCUGGCGCUGGAGCGACGGUGCGGCCGUUCCCAUGGGCGCUCCAUAUUGGGCGUUUAAUACUGCGGUAAAUGCGGGGAGAGAACCUGAAGGCGGUACUCUGGAAAACUGCGCCGUCAUCUACCCCGCUGGAAACUGGGCAGUCUUUGCUUAUACCUGUGGGGCAAUAAACGUUUAUCCUAUUUGCUCAAGAACACCGCUGCAUGGACAUUGCGGGCAACCAUUUGUGUUGGUGGGCACGCACUGUGUCCACGUUAUCCAGGCUGGAAGUACUUGGGCUGCCGCACGCACCCAGUGUGGACUGCUUGGUGGAGACUUGAUCAUUCUUGAGGACUGUCAUCAGUACCGCAAGGUUUACCUCUACCUAACCGAGAAAGGUUACAAACCUUUUGCAUUUUGGAUCGGUGGCUCAGAUCUCGCCAUCGAAGGGCAAUGGCGCUGGAUAGACGGUUCGCCGAUUGCUAUGGGUGUUCCAUACUGGGGCAAUGUUCAAGUAGGAGGUCCUGGAGCUCCAGAACCCAACAACCCUGGAGUGGAGAACUGCAUGGAGCUCAGUUCAGCGUGGAUGUACCGCUUUUCCAACACGCUGUGCAACAACACGCGGCGGGUGGUGUGCGAGACCCAUCCCCUCUAGGGGAAGUAUUGAGAAUAGGGUCCCUUCUAGAAGAACAAUGUGAUUUUAUUUCAAUAAAAUUAUAGGGAUGAUGGUCCUUUCUAGAAAAGUAUCGUGGUUAUAUUCCCUGGAGGGAUAUUGGGACCUUCAUUAAAGUAAAUUCUAAGAUGGAAAAAUCAAGAGAUAUGCAUUCAAUUAUGUAAUUGAAUCGAAUUAGACUGGAAUAAUGAAUAUUCAUAACCAAAAGGUAUAGAUUGGUAAUCCCAGAAUAGAUAAUACUUGUAACUUAAGAACCCGUUACCUCAAGCACCGUCAUCUCCAACCACCUCGUUCCAAAUCCAGUUAAUAAUUUUGAAACUAGCUAUUUGAUUAAACUUGUUCAAAACCACUUUUAGCUCGGAACUCCAACUAAAGUCGCAAUUUGAUGAGUAUAUAAGAAGCUGAACCUAUAUUUGUGAACGCAAUAUACACUUGUAUGUUAAUCGCAUUGCGAUUUUAAAUUUAUUUUUCGCAUUCAUUGUUCAAUGUCUCAUGAUUACAUGUUAAAAUAAAAUUGUAUGCUCUAGCAAUAUCCUGGCAAGAAUUAUCCUUGAUGUAUAAUGGAUUAAUUCUGUUAUGAUUACUUCAUAUCAUAAUAAAUAGUUCGUGUCAUCAUUAUAGCGUCUAUUUAGUCACACAUUCGCACUUACAUCGUUAAUACCGGUGUAGGGUUCCUGCAUAAAUUAAUACAUUUUAUUUCAUUCUUGUAACGUAAUUAAGCCCAGUGAUUAUUGUAAAUUCUUGGGAUAUUCUGUAGCCUUGCCAUUUAAUUUAAGUUGUGAUGUUUGGCGAGCAACUUUCUCGAGAUAUUCCACAGUUUAUACCAAAUAUAGUGUGAUUAUUGGAUGUGAUUACAGGAUGUGAUAUGAUUAUGUGAUUAUAGGAUGUGAUAUGAUCAUGUAUGCUUAUGUGAUUAUAGGCUGUGAUUAUAGGAUGUGAUUUUAGGAAGUGAUAUGAUUAUGUAUGAUUAUGUGAUUAAAGGCUGUGAUUAUAGGAUGUGAUUUUAGGAAGUGAUAUGAUUAUGUAUGAUUAUGUGAUUAUAGGCUGUGAUUAUAGGCAGAGGUGGGCAGUAGCGCGCUACAUUUUCGGUACGAGGUUUUGC